UGUUACACUAUGUUCUAGUUGGGAUAGCUCGUGAUGGUGCGAAUUUGAGAGAACUGUUUGUGCAAUUUCUGCAAAUUUCCUGUCUCUAAACUCCCUAUAUCAUGGGUACAACAUUUAGAGAAAGGGGACCACUUUUGAUGUGUGUCUCUGUGUUAAUUCUAUCAGCCUGUAAGUAUGGCGUUGCCGAGGAGAGAACAAGUGAUAUCCAUUCCAGUGGUAAGGAUGGCGACCGUGGUUUCGACCUACUUCCGGGUGAUGAAGUCAUCACUACUUCUCCCGAGAUGGAACGAUUAUCGACACCUGUCCCAGAAGACGACACGACUUGGUCAUCCCAUGAGUUCCAGAUCGACCAAGGCAACCAAUCAACAACUCAGCGCACCUUUAAGAGCAUAGAUUCGGCGUCAACGACUGUGGUCCCAAGUCCAAUCAUUCACAGCCACUGUGAGAAACUCUUGAAAAAGUUGGGAGAAACAGCCUCACAUUUCACCCGCUGCUCAAUACUUCACGCCAGACCGCUGGGUCUGUGUAGCGGCUGUAUGUACGAAUACACCGACUUUGGGAAGGUUUUCGAUGCCAUUACCAAGGAAGAAGACCCCACCACCGGAGAAAAGAGUUGUGCAGAGGUACUCUUGGCUUCGGACAUGACUCAGAUCGUUGUGAAGACCCACCAGUUCAUCCAGUCACUGUGGGAGGCCUCGACUUGUGAACAGUGUUUUGACAUCGGACCUGAGGUGAACGGCACUGUGAGCUACAGCCUGUCCAACAAUACACUGCACUUCCAGGAGAUGGCCAAUAAGACCAUUCUUUGCUUUGCGCAGCAUACCAAUAAGACAGGAGGUGUUUCUGAUGUCUGCACUGCUUGUAAGAAACCAUACGACAAGCUGAAUGACUUGUACAUCUCCCUGAAGGACACAGCUAAGCUAUGUGUGGACAUAGUUGAUUCCAUGAACUCCACACGGCACACCUGGAGCCACCGUUUUAUGUGUUUGAAACGGGAGCAGGACACGGUGGCAGUGGCGGCCAUUGCGGUUGGGUUGUGCAUUCUGCCUGUGUUUUUCUACAUUGGCAGUAAGAUUAACGUGGAGAAAAUAGAAAAGAAGCUGCUAAAACAAAAGAGGUUUCGUCCACUUGACUCAGCCAGUGUGUUCCAGUGACUGGUUAUGGAGAAACGAAUCACUUCAUUGUUCUGGGCAGUGGUCCAUUGUAGUUUGACCUAUGCGUACAUCUACCUGUAUAAAAUUUGUUACUGUCAUAAUUGUGCAAAAAUUAUACACUGUGCAACAAAUCCAACUUCUGUCUCUUUACAAAAAGUGAUUUACGUUGUGCAAUAAAGAAAUAUUUCAUCUGCAGCAAGCCAAAGUGAAUAUCAACCUGCUUUGUUUUUGUCUCCAUAUCAUUUUAUGUGAGCACUCAGUAUUAUCAUGACUGCAGAGUGUAAUAUUGAUUUAUAGGGACCACUUAAUGUAUACAUUUGUUGUCAGUAAAUGCCAUGUUAAAAUUUGUGCAAAAUAUGCUAA
Messenger RNA from Branchiostoma belcheri (Belcher's lancelet), 1517 nucleotides. Its product is annotated as osteopetrosis-associated transmembrane protein 1-like. The coding region runs from base 102 to 1154 and encodes 350 amino acids. The record is from RefSeq and is a predicted model, not a curated record. The transcript has a single exon. Gene Ontology annotation, cellular component: cytosol. Lineage: Eukaryota; Metazoa; Chordata; Leptocardii; Amphioxiformes; Branchiostomatidae.